UGUGCAAAGAAUAACGUGUCAAGUUUUUUUUAUGUAGAAUUUUUGGUUUCAUUUUAAAAAUCCAUAAAAAACGCUAAGUUUAACAACUAUUUGGAAAAGAUAUGGUAGACGAAUGUACGAAAAAAACUUUAAGUAACAUACCUUUACUGCAAACACGCGCUGGACCCAGAGAAAAGGACAUAUGGGUGCAACGAUUAAAAGAAGAGUAUCAGGCUUUGAUUAAAUAUGUGCAAAAUAAUAAAGAAUCCGGCAUGGAUUGGUUUCGCUUGGAAUCGAACAAGGAGGGCACCAAAUGGUUUGGCAAGUGCUGGUAUAUGCAUAAUUUGCUGAAAUAUGAGUUCGACGUAGAAUUUGAUAUACCUGUCUUAUAUCCAACAACCGCGCCGGAAAUCGCUCUACCCGAAUUGGACGGUAAAACGGCGAAAAUGUAUCGGGGUGGAAAAAUUUGCUUAACAGAUCAUUUUAAACCGUUAUGGUCCCGAAAUGUACCUAAAUUUGGUAUUGCACAUGCUAUGGCCUUGGGACUUGCACCCUGGUUAGCUGUAGAAGUACCUGAACUUAUAGAAAAAGGGAUUAUUACUAAGCAAUAAGAUUUACUUAUUUAAGGAUUUUUGCUCUUUGUCGCGUUUGCUUUUAUUUUCUUUGUAUUUAAGAAAGAAGAAAGAAAUAAUUUUUAGUACAUGAAAUGAAAAAUUUUUAUAUAAAUUAUAAAGUCGAAAAAACAAAUUAUGUCGAAGUCUUAUGUAGAAAAAGUGGUAUAAAAAAGGAAAAUG
Molecule: messenger RNA, 773 nt
Organism: Glossina fuscipes
Lineage: Eukaryota; Metazoa; Arthropoda; Insecta; Diptera; Glossinidae
Gene: Ufc1
Product: ubiquitin-fold modifier-conjugating enzyme 1
Exons: 4
Coding region: 102-590 (162 amino acids)
Biological process (GO): protein K69-linked ufmylation
Cellular component (GO): cytoplasm
Molecular function (GO): UFM1 conjugating enzyme activity
Source: RefSeq, a predicted model, not a curated record